AUGACAUUUGAAAAACCAAAUUUACUUGUUGGUUCACCAAAAGCAAACAGUGGUGCCAGACAACCAGGUGUCAAAAAUGGUGGUGCUGUAUUUCGAUGUUCUGUGGAAAAAUCACUCUGCUCGGAAAUUUUCCUCGAUCGAAAAGGUAACGAGAAACGACUCAAUGGAUCUCAUUCUUUACAAAUUGAAGAGAAAUCGGGUCAAAUGUUGGGUGCCACCGUUAGAGUAUCCAAGAAAGGCGAUUCUGUUAUUGUUUGUGCUCCUCACUACAAGUAUUUCUUUUCGAAGUUUGAAGUUGUCGAACCUGUUGGAACAUGUUUUUAUGCAACAAAUGGCUUCGAAAAAAUUGAGGAAUUUGCUUCAUGCCGGCAAGAACCUGCUCGUCAUGGCCAUCAUCGUUUCGGAUACGGAAUGUGCGGGUUCAGCGCGACAAUUCCUGAUGAUGGUAAUGAGCGAUUGUACAUCGGUGCUCCUGGUGCAUAUUACUGGCAAGGUACAGUCUUUGCACAAAGCGUCCGCAAUCAAUUCGAUCGACCAAAUACGCGUGAUGGUCCAGCACAUCAUGAUAACUACAAUCUUGGCUAUUCAUUGGCCGCAGGUGAUUUUGAUGGUGAUAAUGUGGAAGAUGUAGUUGCUGGAGUACCACGUGGCAAUGACCUUAUUGGUGCUGUUUACAUUUUCAAUCACAAAUUAGUAUCACUGAAGAAUCUAACUGAUAAAAAUGGCCAGAAAGGGCAAUUCUUUGGUGCUGCUGUGGCAGUUACUGAUUUGAAUAAUGAUGGUUACGACGAUAUCAUCGUGGGAUCACCAUUUUAUACUGACUACAAGACAGUGAUGGAUGUGAAAACUCAAGAACAUAAGCCUCGUUACGAUAUUGGCAAAGUUAUGGUUUUCUUCCAAGGACCAGAUCAUGAUUUCCCCAAAUGGGAAUCAUUGUUGGGGCAUACCGAGUGGUCACGGUUCGGUUAUUCUAUUGCGGCUGCUGGUGAUUUAAAUCAGGACGGUUAUAAUGACUUUAUCGUUGGGGCACCAUAUGAUGGUGAUGAUCGUCGAGGUGCCGUGUACGUAUAUCACGGAGCGAAAAAUGGCGUACGUAAGGAACCAACGCAGAAAAUUGAAGCACGAAAAGUAAACGCUGAUUUAAAAGCAUUUGGAUUCUCGCUUGCUGGUGGCAAAGAUAUCGAUAAAAAUCAAUAUCCAGAUAUUGCCGUUGGUGCUUACCAAAGUGCUCAUGCAGUGGUCUUUAAAACGAAACCAGUAGUUACAGUAAGGGGUUCACUAACUACAGCUAAGAACUCAAUUAAUCUGGAGGAUAAAACUUGCUCAACCGAAUUUGGAAUGAUGGCCUGUGAGCAAAUGAAACUUUGUAUGCAAUACGAAGGCAAAGGUCAAUCACCACCGGAUAUUGAUCUGAAACUUCUCUUUCAACUUGAUUCUAAGAAAACUAUUACACCACGAGCAUUUUUUAGACGGCGAGAUUUGAACAAUAAACGCAAUAUGAAAGUUCACAGAAAAGCUGCAUCACGUGAUCAACCGGAUAUAAUUGAGCAGAUGGUGCAUUUACGGAAAGGACAUGAGUACUGCGAAACGUACGAUUUUUAUGUCUCUGAUACAAUACGCGAUAAGUUAAAUCCGAUACAUAUCAUGGCGAACUACAGUUAUGAAGAACGUACAUCCGGUGUAUCAACGAGUGGUCAUUUGGAACCUGCACUGGAUACUACCGUACCGUUAUCAUUUGAAGUUGAACUUCCGAUAGAUAAAAAUUGUGGUCCAGAUGAGAAGUGCAUUCCGGAUCUACAAGUGCAUGCCAUCUCGAGCAAAAAGAAAUUCACCAUUGGUGCAGCUGAUCAGUCAUUAAUUCUUAACGUAACGGUCGCAAACCGCGGGGAGGAUUCGCAUGAAUCACAAUUUUUUAUCACAAUACCACCGGGCUUCGAAUAUGGUGGUGUCGAGAAUUAUGCCACACAGCAACCACUUAGUUGUUCGCCACAAUCUAAAACAGGAAAAGAUGAAGAAUACGUAUUUACAUGUGACAUUGGUAAUCCACUAACAGGUAACAGUGAAGCCAAAUUUGGAUUCCGUUUGACGGGUACCAAAGUAGAUGCUACAGAUGAAGCCAUCGAAAUUAAAAUGUCUGUCAACAGUAGUAAUGAAGAGGCUUUCGGCCGCGAUGCCGAUAAUGAAUUAACUGUACGAGUUCCAGUCGAAAUUAAAGCGCAGCUUUCAUUGGUUGGCCGGUCAACACCGGAACAACUGGAUUACUCGAUUCGGAAUCGAACUCCGAGUGAUCCUAUUUUUGACUCCGAAAUCGGUCCCGUUGUCAGUCAUUUGUACCAGGUCAUAAAUCGUGGUCCAAGUGCCAUUAGUGGCGCUUCGUUAGAUAUCAUUUGGCCAAGUUUUGCUGAAAAUGGGAAACACUUGUUGUAUUUGAUUGAUGAACCACAAGUGAAUGAUGCUGACAAAGUAAAGUGCCGCGUGAAACAAGCACAAAAUAUCAAUCCGGAUAGUUUGACGAUCUCAAAUGAACACAUUCCGACGCCAUCAGCCAUCAUCUACGAUGAUCAGAUACCUGUGCACCACUAUGAACGUGAGGAACACGUUCGAGAAAUGUACGAUGAUUAUAAGUUGAGGCUACGUCGAAUGCAAAUUCGAACAGAGCAUAGAGUUCGCAAUCGGAAGAUCAAACGAUCUCAACAUCAAAUACUAACUGAUCAACGUAGAAUUCGAGUUAUUCAAGCUAAAGAUAAUAUGAAACAAGCUGUUAGAAUGGCUAAAGCGGCUGGAAAAGCUAUCGAGUACAAAGGACCUUUGAGUCGGGCGAAUAUUGGUUGCAAUAAAGAUAACUGCACGCAUAUUGAGUGUGAUAUUCGACGGCUUAAUGAGGAUGAAUUUGUUCUGGUGGAAAUCUACGCUCGCUUAGCUGUGAAUACCCUAAUUGAUAAUAAUAUUUAUGAAGCUGAUAUCUCAUCCAUUGGAAUGGCUAAAAUAUCAGCAUUGCCCAGUGCGCCACGUUAUAAUCCACCAGCACAACUUGUCGCGGUAACCACGGACGUGAAUCCAACGGAUCCAGAACAAGCGAAACGUGGUGUACCGUGGUGGUUAUAUCUAAUUGCUAUCCUUAUUGGAUUGGUCAUCUUAGCACUUCUUAUCUUAUGUCUUUGGAGGUGUGGUUUUUUCAAACGUCACAGGCCACCAACCGAACAAGCUACAUACAAUACAAAUGCCAAAAAUAUGGACAUGUAUGCGGAUAGUCAGGUCCGAUAUGCUCAACCACACAUGUACUCGGAGGGACGACACGGUGUUCGAGUAUGAUGAGUAAGCAGUACUGUUCCUGUCUUUGCAAUAUUUGUGCAAUUUUUUUGCUCAAUUGACGAAUUCUUGCCAUAAUCUGUUAUCAUAUAUUUCGGAAAGAAAGCUAAAUUUUGAAGUUUUAAUCCUCAAGAUGAAUGAUUUGAAAGUGAUAAUGAAAAUAAUUGUUAAACCUCAUCAGUUGUGAAAAAGUGAAAAAAUGCCAAUAUUUUUGUUUUUUU
This is a messenger RNA of Loa loa (African eye worm), 3530 nucleotides long. RefSeq names its product integrin alpha pat-2. Gene Ontology annotation, biological process: cell-matrix adhesion; cell-cell adhesion; integrin-mediated signaling pathway. Lineage: Eukaryota; Metazoa; Nematoda; Chromadorea; Rhabditida; Onchocercidae. Gene Ontology annotation, molecular function: integrin binding. Bases 1 to 3312 code for a protein of 1103 amino acids. The record is from RefSeq and is a predicted model, not a curated record. The transcript is spliced from 23 exons. Gene Ontology annotation, cellular component: integrin complex; external side of plasma membrane.